AGGAUUGAAUCAUGUCACAUGAUAUAGGCCCUGCUCUUCAUGCUGACACAAUAUGCAUGUCAGCAUUUUUAUCCCUGGAAAUGUAGACCACACAAGGCACAAAGAGACUGUAUCAGUGAGGCAGUGUGAGCCAGUCUACCCCUUUAAAUGCACUCAGACAGGAGAGGCCAGCAUGAAAGACUGAAAACACACUGAAUCGACCUCACACACACCUAUACACACACAGCGAGAGAGAGAAGAGACCUGCCUGAAAAAAACCUACAGCACACAAAGGAAGCUGCAAUAAGCUUUGAAGAUGAGUUCCAGAAUGACAGCUGAUCUGGAGAAAGAGGAGGAAGAAGAGGAGGAAGAAGAAGAAGAAGAAGAAGAGAGUGUCAACCCGACAGAGGUGAAAAUGAGUCAGAUAGUGAUGCCCUGUCACAGCAACCAUCGACAAGAGCUGAGCGUGGGAGAGCUGCUCAAAUGGAUAGACUCCACCGCCUGCCUCUCUGCUGAGAGGCAUGCUGGGUGUCCCUGUGUCACGGCCUCUAUGGAUGACAUCCACUUUGAACACACCAUCAGCGUGGGUCAGGUGGUGAACAUCAAGGCAAAGGUUAACAGGGCCUUUAACACAAGCAUGGAGGUGGACAUACAGGUGAGCUGUGAGGACCUGUUCUCUGAUCGUCACUGGAGAGUUUGUCACGCCUACGCCACCUUUGUUACACAGCGCUCAAACACAGGGAAAAAGGUGAUCUUGAAGCCCAUUGUACCUCACACUCAGAAAGAGCAAGUUGAAUACAGCGUGGCGGCUGAGAGACGAAGGGUCAGGAAGGUACACGAUGACAUCAUCAAAGAUCUGCUCUCCCAUGGGUCUAUCCAGCAGGCUGACAUCUCAGCAUUAGGCAAUGCAGUGGCAGCAGAGAGGACCAAGGUGGAGAGUGUUGAACUGGUUCUACCCUCACACGCUAACCAUCAGGUGAAUACAUUUGGAGGACAGAUCAUGGCCUGGAUGGUGAAUGUAGCUAUGAUUGCUGCCAGUCGUCUGUGUCAGGCUCACCCAACUCUGCGGACCAUUGAUAUGUUCACCUUCAGGGGUCCUUCUCAGAUUGGCGACAGACUGCUGCUUAGGGCCAUAGUCAACAACGCCUUCAAAAACAGCAUUGAGGUGGGGGUGCGUGCAGAGGCCUACCAGGAGGAGGGGCCUAACCGACACAUAAACUCUGCUUUCAUGACGUUUGAGGUGCUUGACGACCACGGCAAGCCAUGUAUGUUACCAAGGAUACGACCCGAACCGCUGGAAGGGGAGAGGCGGUUUCAAGAAGCCAUAGCCAGGAAGAAGAUCAGAUUGGACAGAAGGUACAUCAUUUCCCGCAAGCAGGGUGAAGUCCCUCUGUCUGUACCCUGGGACCCCAGAAACCAGGUGUAUCUGAGCUUUAACAAUGUUUCAGCUCUGAAGAUGUUGGCUGCUAGAAACAACUGGCGCCUCACCUCUGAGAAAGACAAGGUUCGUCUUUACAUCCUGGAGCAGAAGUCCAUGUUGAGUUUCAGGGUGGAAUCAGAGGUGGAUGUUCCUGCUCACAGAGCCUCUUGUCUGCUGGCUGAGCUGAGCAACAGACCGAACUGGGACACACAUUAUCAGAAAUGUGAGCUGAUUCACCAGGUGGAUGAUGAUGACUUCUUGUAUCGUGUGGUAACCCCAUCAGUGCGUCACAGUGGAGUAGGUUCCCCGACUUCAGCCAAUCAGGGAGAAGGGAUUCUCCAGGACUUCAUCUUGUUGGCUUCCAAGAGGAAGCCAUGUGGCAGUGGAGAUCCAUACGUCAUUGCUCUGCGUUCAGUGUCCCUGCCCACUCACCCUCCUACUGAAGGAUAUAACAGAGGAGAGGUUCUGUGUGCUGGAUUUACCAUACUGGAGACCAAAAACAACAUGUCACUGAUCAGUUACUAUAACCAGGCUUCUCCAGAGGUUCUUCCCUACAUCUCCACAGAUAUUGCCGGCCUCUCCUCCUCUUUCUACCACACCUUCUGCUCCUGCAGCCAAUACCUGACCAGGAACAGACUGGAGUCUGGCUCAGAGGAGCAAACCGGCCAAUACCAGGCCACGAAUACAGACAGUCCCACCUAUGACAAUGAAGCUGUCAGUCUGUCAGUGGCCCUCCACAGCACCCAGCUGUAGACAGUCAGUGGUACUUUCUAGGCCAGUUUACAUCACACAGUGUAGAGUGAGGUCAAGUUGCUGUUUAUACAACAUGGUACAAUUAACACUUUCACAAGUGUUUGCAGUGAACAAAAGAUGCAUUAAAACUUUUUAACAAAGGUAUUAGAAUAGAGAAUCAAAUAAACAAGUCAGAGUUUUAAAGAUCACAAUAAAGUGAGUAAAGAAAAAACUAUGCCUUAGACACUUAUUGCUCUGAUUUCAGAAUAAAGACUAAAUUCAAACUAAAGGCAUAUUCAAUAUGAAUUAUUCUGUUUGUAAAUCUAUGAUAAAUGUUCAUUUAAUUGUAAAUCUAACAAAGUGUGGGGUUUAAAGGAAACGUGGGGUUAAUUAAGGAUAAACACUAACCAUAGCAUUAAGUGGUGAGAGAAUUGUCUGAAGUUGCUGACUGCAAGUAGCACAAGGUAACACCUGUCUUUUGAUAAACACAUUGGUGUUUCAUUAAAUACUUUUAUAAGACUUUGAAUAAAAUGUUUUUAACAGAA
This is a messenger RNA of Siniperca chuatsi (mandarin fish), 2676 nucleotides long. RefSeq names its product acyl-coenzyme A thioesterase 11-like. The record is from RefSeq and is a predicted model, not a curated record. The transcript is spliced from 17 exons. The coding region runs from base 296 to 2152 and encodes 618 amino acids. Gene Ontology annotation, molecular function: lipid binding; thiolester hydrolase activity. Lineage: Eukaryota; Metazoa; Chordata; Actinopteri; Centrarchiformes; Sinipercidae. Gene Ontology annotation, cellular component: extracellular exosome.